Molecule: messenger RNA, 966 nt
Organism: Peromyscus eremicus (cactus mouse)
Lineage: Eukaryota; Metazoa; Chordata; Mammalia; Rodentia; Cricetidae
Product: olfactory receptor 4C15-like
Exons: 1
Coding region: 31-966 (311 amino acids)
Biological process (GO): G protein-coupled receptor signaling pathway
Cellular component (GO): membrane
Molecular function (GO): olfactory receptor activity; G protein-coupled receptor activity
Source: RefSeq, a predicted model, not a curated record
AAGUUUACUUUCACUGUCUUCUUAUGAAUCAUGCAAAACCAGAGCUUUGUCACCGAGUUCAUACUCCUGGGGCUUUCACAAAACCCAGAUGUAGAAAAAAUACUAUUUAUUGUAUUUUUGUUGAUCUACCUUGCAACUGUUGGGGGCAACAUAGUAAUUGUGGUGACCAUCCUCUACAGCCCUGCACUGCUGGGUUCCCCUAUGUACUUGUUCUUGGCAUUCUUAUCCUUCCUGGAUGCAUGUACUUCUUCUACUGUCACACCCAAGAUAAUUACAGACUGCUUUUAUGAAAGGAAGACCAUCUCUUUUGAAUGUUGCAUGACACAACUGUUUACAGUCCACUUUUUCACAGGGGCGGAGGUGAUUGUCCUGGCAUCCAUGGCCUAUGACCGCUAUGUGGCCAUUUGCAAGCCCCUUCACUAUUCUUCCAUCAUGACCCGGAGGCUCUGUGGCAUUUUGGUGGCAAUAUCCUGGGCUGGAGGAUUCUUGCAUUCUAUCAUACAAAUUAUCUUCACAUUGCAGCUGCCUUUAUGUGGACCCAAUGUCAUUGACCAUUACAUGUGUGACUUAUUUCCAUUACUGAAGCUCGCCUGCACUGACACACGCAUUUUUGUCCUUUUAGUGUUUGCCAACAGUGGGGCUAUUUGUAUCAUAAUCUUCUCCUUAUUGCUUGUCUCCUAUGGUGUUGUCUUGUUUUCUCUGAGAGGCCACAGUUCAGAAGGUCGCCGUAAAGCUCUCUCGACCUGUGGAUCCCACAUUACAGUUGUGCUUUUGUUUUUUGUCCCAUGUAUAUUAAUAUAUGCACGACCUACAUCUGCAUUGUCCUUUGAGAAAAAUAUGCUUAUAUUUGUCAAUGUCCUGACACCAUUGCUCAAUCCUAUGGUUUACACUUUCAGAAAUAAGGAAAUGAUGAAUGCCAUCAGAAAAAUGUGGAAGAGAUUGACAGUGGUUUCUGAUCAAUUUUAA